Pyrus x bretschneideri (Chinese white pear) is the source of this 2977-nucleotide messenger RNA. Its product is annotated as V-type proton ATPase subunit a3. The record is from RefSeq and is a predicted model, not a curated record. Gene Ontology annotation, biological process: proton transmembrane transport; vacuolar acidification. The transcript has 18 exons. NCBI's taxonomy places the organism in Eukaryota, Viridiplantae, Streptophyta, Magnoliopsida, Rosales, Rosaceae. Gene Ontology annotation, cellular component: vacuolar proton-transporting V-type ATPase complex; vacuolar proton-transporting V-type ATPase, V0 domain. Gene Ontology annotation, molecular function: proton-transporting ATPase activity, rotational mechanism; ATPase binding. Bases 186 to 2630 code for a protein of 814 amino acids.
GAGAGAGAGGAGAGAGAGAGAGAGAGGAGCAACCAAAGCAAUCAGCAAAGUGAAUCAUUGUUUGAUCUUCAUUCUCUCUCUCCUCAGUUUUUUUUUUUUGACUAUCUGUAGUCACGCAUUUACACCAACACCAACACAAACACAGAAAAACCAUCCGGAGAGGAGAGAGAGAGAAGAGAGAGAGAAUGGGAGAGUGCUGUCCUCCGAUGGAUCUGUUCAGGUCGGAGCCGAUGCAGCUCGUCCAGAUCAUCAUCCCCAUCGAGUCCGCUCACCCUACCGUCUCUUAUCUCGGCGACCUCGGUCUCAUCCAGUUCAAAGACCUCAAUUCAGAGAAGAGCCCGUUUCAGAGGACAUAUGCUGCUCAGAUUAAAAGAAGUGCAGAGAUGGCACGCAAAUUACGUUUCUUUAAGGAGCAAAUGUCAAAGGCAGAUUUACCUCCUUCAAAGUCUGCAAGACAAGUUGAUGUCAAUGUGGAUGACCUAGAGGUAAAACUUGGUGAACUUGAGGCAGAGCUGAUUGAAAUAAAUUUGAAUGAUGAAAAGUUGCAACGUUCAUAUAAUGAACUCUUAGAAUAUAAGCUUGUUCUGGAAAAGGCUGGUGAGUUUUUUCACGCAGCUCGAAGCAGUGCUGUGUUGCAUCAGAGAGAAAAUGAAUUCCGUGAUAUCGGUGAUGAAUCCCUGGACAUGCCUUUGUUAUUGGAGCAAGAAACAUCAACCGAUCCAUCAAAGCAAGUGAAGUUGGGAUUUCUCACUGGUCUUGUUCCCAGGGAAAAGUCUUUGGCAUUUGAGAGGAUUCUAUUUCGAGCUACUCGGGGUAAUGUUUUUCUGAGGCAGACUGUUGUUGAGAAUCCCGUGACUGAUCCUGUUUCAGGAGAGAAGGUUGAGAAAAAUGUUUUUGUGGUAUUCUACUCUGGGGAAAGAGCAAAGAGCAAAAUUCUCAAAAUAUGUGAUGCCUUUGGUGCUAAUCGAUACUCUUUUACUGAGGACCUAGGUAGACAAUAUCAGAUGAUUACUGAGGUUUCGGGAAGACUUUCAGAGCUAAAGACUACCAUAGAUGUUGGAGUGUUACUUCGGGGAAGUUUGUUACAGACUAUUGGCGAGCAUUUUGAGCAGUGGAACCUUUUGGUGAGGAAGGAGAAAUCCAUAUACCACCAUCUUAACAUGCUUAGCCUUGAUGUUACAAAAAAAUGUCUUGUGGCUGAAGGGUGGAGUCCUGUUUUUGCAUCAAAACAGAUCCAAGAUGCAUUGCAGCGGGCAGCAUUUGAUUCCAACUCACAAGUUGGAGCUAUUUUCCAGGUUUUGCAUGCUAAGGAGGCACCACCUACCUAUUUCCGUACAAACAAAUUCACUUCUUCUUUUCAAGAAAUUGUUGAUGCAUACGGGGUGGCUAAGUAUCAAGAAGCAAAUCCUGCUGUAUAUACCAUCGUGACAUUCCCGUUUCUUUUUGCUGUCAUGUUUGGUGAUUGGGGACAUGGAAUAUGUUUGUUACUUGCGGCCUUAUAUUUAAUAGGCAGGGAAAAGAAGCUUUCUAGUCAGAAGCUUGGAGACAUCAUGGAGAUGGCCUUUGGUGGUCGUUAUGUGAUUUUGUUGAUGGCAAUUUUCUCAAUCUACACAGGUUUUAUCUAUAAUGAGUUCUUCUCUGUCCCGUUCGAACUGUUUGGUCCCUCAGCAUAUGCAUGCCGUGAUCUUUCUUGCAGAGAUGCUACUACAGCUGGCUUGAUUAAGGUGCGGCCCACAUACCCAUUUGGCCUGGAUCCUGUAUGGCAUGGAUCCCGCAGUGAGCUUCCAUUUCUAAACUCAUUGAAGAUGAAAAUGUCAAUUAUUAUUGGCGUGGUCCAGAUGAACCUGGGAAUUAUGAUCAGUUAUUUCAAUGCCAGGUUCUUUCGAAGUAAUUUGAAUGUUUGGUUCCAGUUUAUACCCCAGAUGAUAUUUUUAAACGGUCUAUUUGGCUACUUGUCUGUUCUCAUUGUUAUGAAGUGGUGGACUGGUUCAAAAGCUGAUCUCUACCAUGUAAUGAUAUACAUGUUCCUAAGUCCUACAGACGAGCUAGGUGAAAAUCAGCUUUUCAAUGGUCAGAAAACAGUUCAGCUUGUACUAUUAUUGUUGGCUUUUGUUGCUGUACCAUGGAUGCUGUUUCCAAAGCCUUUUCUUUUGAAGAAGCAACACCAAGAUCGGCAUCAAGGUCAAUCCUAUGCUCUACUUGAGAACACCGAAGAGAGCUUGCAGGUGAAUUCAAACCAUGAUGCCCAUGGUCAUGAGGAGUUUGAGUUUAGUGAAGUUUUCGUACAUCAAAUGAUACACACAAUAGAAUUUGUACUUGGAGCAGUCUCAAAUACAGCUUCUUACCUUCGUCUAUGGGCUUUAAGUCUUGCUCAUUCAGAGUUGUCCAGUGUGUUCUACGACAAGGUUCUCCUAACAGCCUGGGGGUUCAACAAUUGGAUUAUACUCAUAGUGGGUCUCAUCGUCUUUGUGUGCGCCACUGUCGGUGUUUUACUACUGAUGGAAACCCUCAGUGCUUUCCUUCACGCUCUUCGACUUCACUGGGUGGAAUUCCAGAACAAGUUUUAUGAAGGGGAUGGUUACAAAUUCUAUCCGUACUCGUUCGCACUGCUUGACGACGACGAUGAGUGAUGCCGUAAAAAGAAGUCGUUGGCGGUGUUUAAGCCAUGGAGUCGACUGUGAAUAGGUACGAACCCGAGUUGAUUCUUUCAUUCGAACAGUACAAAAGAAAGCAAUUGUGAUGCACCUUGUAUGAGGAGUUUUCGGUUGGUUUUCGAAUUGGGCAUCACCCACUUUAAGCAUGUUUAUUUAUUUGUUCUUGGGAGGAAUAAGCAAGUUUAUUAGGCCAGCGUCUUAAUGUAUAUGGCAAUUGUGACCGUAUGUAAUAAAGACGAUAAUUAGUAUUGUGCUGUUCGAGUAAUCCAGAGUACAUCUUCUAAAUUAUGCUAUUAGUAAUUAAUAAUAUAGUUCUUCACCAA